GGAGGAGGAGGAGGGCAGCUCCUCCUCGCCUCUCCACAAAUGGUGCGGAGCUCGGGAGGGGAGCUCACUGACAGAAGCCCACCAACUCCUACCCCCCCCCUCCGCAAUCAGAGAGGUCAGAAAGAGAGAGGGAGCGCGCGUGUUGCAAGCUCCUGUCGAGCGCGCACCACUGCACGGUCGGCGCGACACGCGUGUCAAGAAACACCGGCGACUCGCCGUCGUCUUCGUCGUCAUCGUCGUCUUCGGCGUCGUCACCAUCACUCGCUGGCGAGUGACGCGAGACGCGACGAGGUUUUUUUUCUUCUUCCGCGCAGCUCUGCUCGGCUCGGGAGGACAAAGGAGGCUCGAAGCGCGUCGCAGCCAAGCUGCCAUCCUCUCCUCCACACGCUCCACCCCGAGGGAACCAUCGGAGCAAGAGAGGCGAAUACAGAAAAUCAUCUUUGUCCGCUUUUAAAUUUAUGGUAUUCACAGCGCCGCAAAUAGCCAGGCCGCGAGGUCAGCUGCUGCAGCGGCGCUCCACUCGGCCUGCCGCCGCCGCUGCUGCUGCCUCCUCGCUAACGAGGCCGCCGAGACCGCGUGACCCGGAGAAGCUCCCGCGAGAGGAAUACACGCCAUGGAACGUGGCCUGGAGCAGCAGGAGGAGGUGGUGGUGGUGGGCGACGGCUGCCGGACGGACGCCAGCGAGCACCGCGAGCACCAGGAGGACGCGGCGACGCGCAGAUUGAACGAAGACACCGCAAGUGCCGAGCGACCCGAGCAGGCAGCUGAGCGGCGCGAGCAGGCGGCUGCUGGGCACGAAGACGACGAGAAGACGCCGGCGACGGAGGGGAGGCGCGACGACUCGGAGACGUUUCCACCGCGUGGAGACACUGAGCAAGGUCCACAGCUUCGGCAGGCUGACACAACUCGGCACGCAGAGGAGGCCGAGGCAACUGAGGAUUCGCGUCCACAGGAAACUCGAGGGCCGGAACCAGGUCGCACACAAGAAGGCAUGGAGCAAAACGGACAACUCGCCUCAAGUCACGAGAAUGACCGAGCUCCUGCACCGCAGCCCACGGAGGCUCCCGAGGAGGCCCAAGGGAUUCAGUGCAGCACAGACAGUUUACCGGCGAUCUCAGAUCAACAAGAUCGUGCUGACGAGUCAGAGGAUUCUAAACCAGCAGAAGCAUCAGAUGAAGCUCUUCAGCAUCAGGGUGAGACACAAGACAGAAAAUCAUUAGACGACGCUUGCGUUGAGAAGGCAGAUGCCGCUCGUGACGAAUCAAAGGCAGGAGAUUUAACGGAUUCGCUGAAAGACAUAGGAGGCACAGAACCGCAAAUGGACGAAGCUGGAACACAACAAAGCACGGUCUUAGACGAUGCUUACGUUGUGAAGGCCGGAUACACUCGACACAAAUCAGAGACGGAAAGCUCAGAGAGCAGUCUGAAGUAUGUGAAAGAUACCGUUCCAGCAACUGAGUCAGACAUCCACAAUCCGCAAGCGGGCGAAGAAAGAGAAGGGCAAGCCAAAUGUAAGGACUCAAGUGUGGAGCAAGAAUUUGAGGAUCUCGAGCAGGAAUUAAAGAAUUUGCAAUCAGACGAAGAGGCGACUCUAGUGCAAGAGCAUGAAUUUGAGGACUUGGAGCAAGCAGAGGCACUGGAAAAGGUGGCGAAUGCAGAAGAAGAAGAUGACGAUAACACACCAGCAAUAAUCACAGCAUUGGAGCCAGCUGCUGAAGAGGAGCGACCCGAAAUACUCUUGCCAGCUGACACUUUACGUCCAGAAAAAGAGCAGGCAUUUGAGGACCUUGAGCAAGAAAUAGUAUCUCUGCGAUCCCGUGAAGAAAAUGACCCGGUGGAAAUUUCAGAAGACUUAACGACCUCCGAGUGUGAGCAGGGCGUAAAACGUGCAGUGGAAUUGGAGGAGCGUGGACCAUUCACAGCAGCCGAACAGGAGGAGUUUGAUGAAGUGCGGGCAGCUGUGAAUGUUGAGACAGCAGAGGAGCAGAAGGGCGCAGACAUCGAGCAUGGACCUGAAGAGAGACAGCUAACAGGAGAAGACAUGGGUUAUGUGCAGCCUAAGCACAACGUUAAUGAAAUCGAAACUGCGGACUUGGUCGCGGUAGAUACUGGACAUCGAGAAGAAACCAAUGUCGCAGAGGAAGCAAGAGAUGUAGAACAAUCACGAAAGAGUUCAUGCCCAGCAGUCGGAACCUCUACCGAAUUGGAAUAUGGUGACGCUGGGAUUGCCGUGUAUGUCACCGAGGCAGAUGAUGAGAAAGAGGUAGACGCAAUGGAGGAGCUCGUACCGGCGGCGUGCUCACUAGAAGGAGAAUUGCCUCAAGGUGCGGAUCAAGAAUAUGCGCAAGAGAAAUCAAAGAUCGCAGAACCCGAUGGCGUGCCCGGAGACACCGCUGAUCGAGAGUCAGUCGGCACGGUCGAAGACGUCGGAACAGUGACGCAUUCCGAAGAAGUGAAUCCAAUUGAAAUCCACAAAUUGAACACAUGCCUGGAUCCAGUCGACGAUAAAGAACGAGGAGUGGAAACGAGCAAAGCGAUGGACGUAGAGCCACUCAUGGGAACGCAUAUUCACGAGCAAGAGCACGUGACAGAAAAUACAGGACCUGAAAAGCUUGUGCCACCACAAAGUACAGCAACAGAGCUGAGCCCGAAUGAAGAGCUGCAUGAUCAACACAUGCAGAGAAGUGAACAUGUUGGAUCAGACAACCUACGACAGGAGCAGCAGCAACAACGUAUGACGUCUGAAAUGUUCGAAGGUCUGGCUCCAACCGAAGAACUGGAGUCUGCAGAUCUAUCGGUUCAAACCGGGGUCACUGAAGAUGCUAGUAGCUCUAAGGACGUCAACAUGAAUCAACAGUAUGAACCAAAUAAUCUUGAAAACACACAAGGCAAUGAUAACUUUGACAUGCAGUUAGCACGUGAGGAUCUGGAUCAGUUAAACACGAUUGAAUCAGAGGGCACAGGCAAAGCAGAAAACCAGCCCCAGGCAUUGGUGCCACAAGCGACCAAUGAUUUAGACAAAACAUUACCCCAAAGCCUAGACCCGUCUGAAGAGACACUCAUUGGCUCCGUCGAGAGUCUUGAACCAACCGAAAUUUUAGACCAAUACUUGCAGCAAUUUGAGGAGAGCAACCUCGUGUGGAAUUUAGAAAUUGACAGCAAUCUGGGGGGAGCUGAGAAUACGAAGCGACUCAAUAAACUUGACGAUUCGAGUGGCGCAGAGAAGACCGAUAAUUUGCGGCACACUCAGAGAAACGAUCUCCCUGGACAAACAGAGAUGCUCGUAAAUGUCGAACCAGAUGCCAACGAAUGUGGAAUGCACGCGAUCACAGAAGUAGAAGGAGCAAUGCAACUUGACGUUCUGGAACGAGAUGCUAAGCUAGAAGUGGCAGAGUAUGAGAAUAAAUUCUCACAGCAUGACAACUCGACGUAUCAGGCUCGCGACGAGCAACCAGCUGACACGUCAGAGGAUUCUCAACAAGCUGAACGCAACAAGUGGCCGAAGGAGCUAGACCAGCCUCCGCCGUUCGAUCACAAAGGGUAUACGGAAGUACCUCGUGACGAAAGUGCCCAGGCUGAGCACCUGCAGUCUGUGAUGCCAACUACAACCGUGCCUGAAGCAGUGGAGGAGGAGCCUACUGGGGUCUCAGAGAUGUCUCGAGGUUUUGGACAAGACCAGCACCUGCAACGAGGAGACCACGAUGGUGCACCAGCAGUGAUGCACCAGCAGCAGCAUUUAAGAUCAAUCACAGACGAUGAUCUGGAGAUGCUCCAGCCUCCUGGGAAUGCAGAUGUUGAGCACGAGACGGGCCAAGCUGAAGACCUGAAACAGGAAGACAUCCAGCAAAGGGCAGAGCCUCAGAAUCCAGUCGCGGAUGAGUGGUCGGAAACAUCGCAGCCCUCUGAGUUAAUUGAAAUGGCCGAGAGGCUGGAGAAGGAAGAGCGCCUGAGAGGAGAAGACGAGGGCGAGGGGAACACACACACGGAGCGGUCACGUAAGCCAGACGACCCGCCAGAGAUGCCAGCGUCGACUGAGACCACCAAAACAGAAGAUGACAUCGCCGAGGCUGAACAAUUGGAGCAAGACAAGAGCCAGGGGCGGGAGGACAUGGAGCGUCUUCAGUCGCUGGCACCAACUGCGGACGACGAGCCACAAGUGGCGCAGUCCGCAGAGAUAACCCAAGCGGAGGCGUCACGCGCUGACGAGACUGCUUCAGGUUCGGCUGAAGCGGUCGAUAAGGAUCAGAGCGCACGGCCAGUAAAUAGCCAGGAACAAGCGGAGCCUUUAGAGUUGGAGACGUCGCAGCCGACGCAGAUCACGGAGGUAGCCAAUGAGCUUGAUGAGUGUGCGAACCUGCCAAAUAAAGAUGACGAGAUGAAGGAGGAGGUGACACAGGUCGAGUUCUUAAAAGCCACCGGUGACGAACACCCAGAGACCACGCAGGCCAUGGAGAUGAGCGACACGGCGAGAGGCGUCAGGAGGGAUGAAGCUAUAAGCCAGGGGGGUAACGAGGGAGAAACGGACAUCAAGCGGCUUCGCCCUCAAGGCGAUCAACCAGAUACGUCACGGUCUGCUGAGAUAACGGAGGUGGAGGUGCCACCUGGGACACGGAUCAGAGAAACGGACAGGGAGAUGGAUGAAGCACAAGGACCGGGGCAGGAAGGCCACCAUGAUAGCGUAGAUCACGCGCAGCCCCAAUCGUCAAGUGCGUAUACAGAUGGCCAAUCGGAGAUGUCGCGCUCCACGGAUGUUUCAGAGACGGUAACAAAAGCUGAGAGAAUUGAGCACUCGGAAGAAGUAGCUGUUCAGGAAAGCGCGGAUGCUGAGGGCUGUCAGCCGGAAUGUCCAGCGGUUGAGGAGACAGAGGAGACAUCGCAGUGUGACGAGAUGACAGAAGGGGAGAUGGCGAAGUCUGCUAACGCGCUUGGGAAAGAUCAACGCCGUCAAACAGAGGACAGCCGGGAACAAGCGGUGGUGCAGUUGCAGCCUCUGCACAUGACCACAGGAGGCCGCUUGCCACCAGAGGAACCAGAGUCUGCAGAGAGUAUGGAGGCAGUGAAGGGGAAUGAUGAUGCUGACGACCAGGAUGCAACAGAGGCGGCAUUUAAUCCACCUUUGAAGUUGGUUAUAGAUGAACCCACAGGGGUGCCACAGUUGACCGAGGUUAUAUUGACCAACGAAGACACGAAUCCUAAACAGGAUGAACCAGGAGAGGGCACGGCAUCUCCUUCUCUGGGGCAUGAGUGUGCUGUGCAGGGGGAUGUGAGAAGUACGGAUCAGCCCUUUGAAACCUCGUCAGGUCAGCAGCCGGAACGAAAAGAUCCAGAAAUUACUGGGAAAAAUAUCAAGGAUACUUUGCAGUCCUUGAUUCACUGCAACGUGGUGGAAUCGUCUCACGGCAUGAUCCUGGAACCCAGCGAGAAAGGAAAUAUGCACAUUUCCAAAUACAAGCUCAUGAACCCAGACUCGCAGCCAGAGAUUCAAAAGGAGAAGACCAUUCACGGCGACAUUGGAAGUAUCCUCAACGAGCUGCUCACCCACAGGGAGCCCCAGAGGCAGGAGGUCGCAAUUGAGAAGGAGGAGAGGGGCAACCUGAAGGAGAUUCUGGACAAGUUGAUGACGCAGGCGAGCAAGUGUGAGGAUGACAGAGAAGACGACCGAGUCGACGGAACAGCGAGCGAAUAUCCCGACACUGACGCGUCUGGAAUUCAGAACGGAAUCCUUAUACAGGAGUGUCUCCAGGGCAGCGUCAAGAUGACGGUCUACUCGCUGCAAAACCAAGAUGACAACGGCAGUAGCCAGAAAGAAGAAGUCAUAGCCGGCAAUGUUAAAGGGGCAAAGGAGAGCCUCUUGGCCUCUGCAGAGAAGACAAUGCCGAGAAAGCUCGAGCUGGAUUACAUCCGCAAGGGCAACGUGCGCUUCUACACAACGUGCAUCAACAGUGGUGCCCUCGGCUACCUGCAGCUCCUGCAGGACCAGGGGGAGCAGCUUGAAGCAGCUGCUUCCUGUGACGCGAGCCGUGCCGGUCCCGUGCUCGCAGACACGGACGAGAGGGUGGACGUGAAGGCGAUACGCAAGUCGUUUGAGGCAGCCUUAAAAGAGUCUGGAAAUGAAAAUGCCAUCAAGGUUCCCGUUUGGCCACAGUACUGCGCUUCCAAUAUCAAGUCGGGAACGGCGAGUGAAAAAGCGCCCGGCGAAGCGGUAAAUGCCACACCCCGACGUUCCGAGGCCCCUGCAGGUGCUGCCGGAUGUGCUGCGAGCCAGGAGGCAGAGGGUCAGAGGGUAGCUCAAGCGAACAUAAGCGAGGCUCUGCUUGAAACACAGAGCACGCACACCCCACAGCCGGGCCCUCUUACAGAGAGUCGGGUCCAAUGCGAAGAAGUCGUGAAGGUGAACGUUAAAGACGCGCGCAGGAGUUUUGAAGAAGCCAAACAACUGGUGAGAGAAGUACAAAGGGAGGAAGUGAUCAGGGGGAACGUGGAAGCUGCGAAGCAAAGCUUGAUGGAAUCGUUCAGCCGCGGGAAGGAGGUCGUGCGCCAGGUCGACAUCGUGGAAGAUCUGCAGACACUUCAGCGGAAUGCGCCACUGGUCCAGCACGCCGCCUCCAUGUACCACGAUGGCCACCUCCUGGUCGAGGUGACCAACGAUAACAACAAUCGGACCUCCGGCGAGGAGGGCUCCCCUGCAGCGGCAGGAACCCCCCCUGAUUUGAAGAGCAGUGAUACACCGGAAAAUAAAGAAAUCGACGCAAACGCGCAUCGAGAAACCCAGGAUCCAACGCCUCGGCACCCCGAGUGCCGAGGCGCAGUCCACAAAGACGCCCACAACACGGGAGGGAAGUUACAGGAGCGCAAGGCUCCUCAAGAAAGCGCAGAAACCACUGAACAGUCACCUACGGAGAAUACAAAGUCGCGUGCGUUUACUUGCGUGAACGAAAACACAACGGGGCCGCGAGAUGAGAGUGAAAAGGGCCUCCCAAAGCAGGCUGCAGGGGAGCAGCUUUUUAAAAUCCCUCCACCGGAGCCGGCUGCCCAGGCGAAGCACGCGAACCUUCACGAGGAGGAGCUUCCCCUGCCCGCUCCUCCGUUCGAAUGCGAGCUCGAGGGUUCACUGCCACCUCCGCCGCCCGAAGUCCUCGCCGCGGUCGUUGCAGAAGAUCUGCCGCUGCCACCCCCCCCGCCGCCUCCGGACACGCUCAAGGACGACUCCAGGCCGCCGUCAUACCCCGCAUCUCCGACGCGCGCGAGCCAGCAGGGCCAGGAACCAACGGGCGUCCGCAAGCUGCCCUUUCGAGUGAGGACUUUGGACAUGCCAGGUCCGCCGAUAUCUUCAUAUGCCCCCAUUCCGUUUAGGAAAAAGGCUGCGGACGCUCAGCCGUCGCAAGACAAAGCUCAGCGCGAGUCGUCCAUUCCCAGGCAAAAUGACGAUGCCGACGUGGCCAAUGCCUCUCCGAACAAGUUGAAGCAACAUUUGAAAAACCAGGAGUCAUCGUCUUCUGUCACCUUGCGGGACAUAAACGCCAUCAACAAAUACCUGGAAUCGAACGUAGAGAAUUUUCACAUUACGUCUGGCCCAAUAGUGCGUUCAGUCGUAUUCAAACCCGACAAAUCCAAUCCGCUAGAGACGGCCGUGAUCAGUCCGCAAUGCACGAGCCCCCAGAAGAAGCCAAAACCCGUCGCCAAAAGAGCGUUCAAGACCCCGCUGAUGAUCGCCGAGGAAAACUUCAAGCGGCAGCAAGCCGAGAAACUGAAAGACAAGACUGCGGGCUUGGCUACGAGCGUGCAGUGGAGGGACACGCUCAAAGGCCAAGACGAUGACACCGACCGCACUUUGUCAAACGAGGCCGCCUACCCGCACCACAACCCACUCUGCGACGAGAGGACGAGUUCUGCCCACGCGGACGCCCUGAGCGCCGCUGAGGGCGCAGCGCAGUGCGUUAUUUUCACCAACAAAGCGCUCACGAAUAAUCGGCAGCUCAAUCAAAGUCCGCAGCGUCCCACAGAGGCGGCAGCGACAACCCCGUGGCAUCUGGAGGCAGGGACGCAGCCCAUGUCGACGCAGGCGCACGUGGAGCAGCAGUCUGCCCGCGUCGAUCGGCGCACGGCGACGGGGGAAUGCACUCAACAGCAGUGCAGCGAGCUCAGUCGCCUGCGGUGCGAGUCGAGCGUUGGAGGAGGCAAGGGCGCUGCUGGCGCGGAGCCACAAGGAUCGUGUUCGAGCCACGGGGAGGCCCUGGGCCGCCAGGAGAGGGAGGGCGACUCGGCCGGGCCGGGUCCUGCGAGCUUCCCAUAGCGGCGUCACUGCAGGAAGGAUGAAGGUGGUGUGGCUGAGGUGAGCCUGGACCCACACCUGACUGCAAGGGAAGCCUCCUCCUCCUCCCUCGAGAUUCUGGACAUCAAAUCGUCCAGCUAACACAAGACGCAUCACAUUCACAACUGCUCCACAUCACAUUCUAUGACGCAGCAAAUUGCGCUGAUCGAGCAAACAACCAAACGCUGAUCAGAACGUCCACGGACCUGUCGACAAUGCAUUCGGCUGUACGCCACAUUCUCCGUCGCCAUAAUACUUGAAAUAUUGUUACCAAGGGGAUUAUACCGUACGUCAGUGUACAACACAAGCAUGUACUGGGACUACAUUUAGAUUUUCAUGCGUCCUGAGAAGCAGGUAGGUCACGUGAGUGAGCUGGGCAGGUGUAGCAGAGACUAUUAGAGUGCAAAAGCAAUGGCAGCUUAAGUUUCUCAAUUUUCUAUUUGAGUUUACCUUACGUAAGGGCAUAGUGGUGUCCGGCAACUGCGCUCUGAACCCGGGGGGCCUCGAGUUCAACCCCCUUACCCCAGUCACCGCGGACACGAGCGGCGAGUGCCAAUGUGACAUGUCCGUCCGGGUGUCCUCUCUCCCCUCCCUCCGACUCCCCGACCCACGCCGACCAUUGUGGUCAAGUUUGUGGUCAAGCAACCGCAUCGAUUGACACCGUGUGCGGCGGGGGGCGGGGGGCGGGGAGGCCUUCGCGAAGGCGGCGGCGGAUCGACGAGUCGACGAGUUGUCGCUUCGUUGAUUUUCUUUUUUGCAGGGAAACACGCGGGAGCCGCGUGCCCCCUUUGUGACGCGGCGCAAAGCCACGCGCACCGAUGGGGCAUCGGCGCGCGUGCGAAGGGAGAUCUCGGAGAACCCGUGCCAUGUGUCGUAGAACUCUUGUGUGCCAUCGCGACUCAGUGCUGACAAUGUCAGUGUGGUUUAGGAAGUCAUCGACGAUGAUGACGUUAAUACAAAAUACUCGUUUGCCUUGAUGGCAGUAACACGGGAAGUAGUGAUGCGUGGCCGAUGGGGAAGCAGGGAAGUGAUUCUGCCACUCCAGUGACCGGCAGUGCGGCGGCGUGACACCUCCGCAGCCAGGACGAUGAAGUCCAUGGGCCAAACCAGUAUCCAGCACCAUUACAGCUGACAUUGAUACUCAUUUAUCUAUGUAUGUAUGUAUGUUGAACUUCUUUCACGUAGCCAGCCGUGCCAAUCGGAGGUGCGGGGGAGGGGGAGGAAGGACAGCAAACUAAACACAAAAAGGAGUUCUAUAGACAUGAGUUCGCAACUUAGAUUUAAAAGUGCAUAGUUCCUGUGACUUCCCAAUAAGAGUGGAUUACAACGCAAGGUUACCGCACGGGCUACUUUUAAUCACGACGUUAAAGAGCUUGCUGCAGGGUGGCAUCAACAAAUAACAAAAAAGCGUUUGUGGCCCACGGGCUAAAUGCCGCUUUGCUCAUUUAGCCCGUGGGCCACCGGUGUCGCGCAAAUGUCAGCUUCGAGCUGGGAGAGUGCCUCGACGCAGCAGCGGCUCGAAAUACCCAGAGGCAGGGCGAUGCACUUGUAGACCCCACCGCCUCCCCCACAGAAGUCCUUUCACGACCCAGUUGCUUCUCCACAGACGCAAGGGGGAGGGAGGGAGGGAGGAUGGCCCCAAAACGUUGCAGAGGAUUUCGUCAGCUUGCAUUGGGAGAUUUGGCGGGGAGGCUUUGGAACCCACACGCGCUUGCUCCCGUAGUCUCCAAUUUGUAUUUUGAGCUGGCCGUCUAUUAAUGGAUCGCAGUGUUUGAGUAAGGAUGCGCUCUCACGAGCCCGUUGCUUAAGAUUCGCGUGUCCUGUUAUUCCGCUGAGGAAAGUACAUGGGGAUGGGGAUUUUUUUUAUUUUUAAAGGCAUGGCGGUCGUGGCAUGCAGCACGAAUGACGACGAUAGUUCUUAAAAGUCGUCAGCACGCCGACGGACAAUGCGGUUAAUGUAUCCCCGUGUCGUGGUAUGGGGGCCAUCCAUUGAGUAUGUACGCGUGGCGGAGGGGGGUUAACCUAAAUGCGUUCGCUUGCGUAUGGGGUGGGGGUCUACUG
This is a messenger RNA of Petromyzon marinus (sea lamprey), 10372 nucleotides long. RefSeq lists its product as uncharacterized. Gene Ontology annotation, cellular component: stress fiber; focal adhesion. Lineage: Eukaryota; Metazoa; Chordata; Hyperoartia; Petromyzontiformes; Petromyzontidae. Gene Ontology annotation, molecular function: actin filament binding. The record is from RefSeq and is a predicted model, not a curated record. Gene Ontology annotation, biological process: actin cytoskeleton organization; actin filament organization.